Molecule: messenger RNA, 876 nt
Organism: Gossypium arboreum
Lineage: Eukaryota; Viridiplantae; Streptophyta; Magnoliopsida; Malvales; Malvaceae
Exons: 3
Coding region: 1-876 (291 amino acids)
Source: RefSeq, a predicted model, not a curated record
AUGGGUAAAGCUGUGGCUCAGAUUCGAGAAGUGGCUGAUUAUUUACAGACCUUAGCGGUUCAGGCUGAUGUCCUAAAUGUGAAGUAUGAGUUAGAGUCGGACCAGGGUUGUGAGCUAGCUUACCUUCUUAAGAAAGUUAAAGCUUUGAGCAUUAGGGCUAAGCUUUACCCUGGAACAUCAAUACUACACACAGAAAAAGUCCAAAGUUAUGGAUCAAAGAUUGGAAAAAUUGGAACAAAUGCAGAAAGAAAUACAGGAACAGAUGCAAGCGCAAAUGCAAGAACUGGUACUUCGGCACCGCUAAAUUUUCCAACGGGCUCAUGUUGUAACCCCGAAGACAAUCGUGCAAAUCCUACGGUCCCUGACUUCGAUGAGGUCGCAGAAGUAGGAAAGGCAGUAGCAGAAUUUCCAAAGCGGCUAGAAGACCGAUACAAGUGGUUGGAAGAAAAAUUCAAGGCGUUGGAAAGCGAUGAUUAUCAUUGCGAAAUGGAUGCCAGGAAGUUGAGCCCGGUCCCGGAUUUGGUACUCCCUCCGAAUUUUAAAAUGGCAGAAUUUGAAAAGUACAACGGAACCAGUUUCCCUGAGGCUUAUAUCAUGAUGUUUUGUCAGAGAAUGACUGGUCAUGUCAAUAAUGAUCAGUUAUUGAUCCACUGUUUCCAAGACAGUUUGGCUAGGGCUGCGGCUAAGUGGUACAAUCAAUUAAGUCGUACCCAAGUCAAAUCAUGGAAAGACUUAGCGCAGGCCUUCAUGAAACAAUAUGGCCAUGUGACUGACAUAGCGCUUGAUAGGAUCACAUUGCAAAACAUGGAGAAGAAGUCAAAUGAAAGUUUCAGGCAAUACGCUCAAAGAUGGAAGGAGAUUGCUACACAAGUCUAA